ACUUUUGACCACGACUGUAUAUAAGGCAAUGCUGAUGUAAAAAAAAAGACAAAGUCAACCUAAAAAAUUGCAAUUAAAGUGAACAUGAGGUUGCCUAACACUCACUCUUCAGUCCAACUGUAUCCAAAUUCAGUUCACUUGAGUGAGUAGCAGGCCUCCAUGACAGUAUUAUGUGCCUGUGCCAUGUAUCUGGCUACAGAAAAGACAGGUGAGCUCGCGGUCUAUUUAUGUCCUCUACGGACACCGUAGGAUUCUUUAAUGCUCAUAUGACCACGCGCUUCUCCCAUCCUUUGUUGUCGCGGAAGUAAAACACCAUCAGUGGUAGCUAGCAAAAGUGGUUAACAGUUAACUGAAGCCGUUUACCUUUGAAAAAAUGUAUACUUAACUGGGUGUGUCUCCCAUAGGACACGAACGCAAUAGCAGCUGUGUCUGACUUCCAUGGAACCAGCUGUCUCUGGUAGCUAGCUAGCUAUUGUCUUUUCCGACUGAACAUUAUCUUUAGAAACAUAACACUAGUCAGAUAAAAUGUUGUUCCAGGAGAAUAUAACCAAUUGUGUUACUUUUCAGACCAAGUUAACCUCGGUUAUGGAUGUGUUAGCCAAAGCUGCAGUUGCAGAAAUAAGUAAAAUGUUCGAUGAUGGGUUUGCUGUUUUACGCUUAGAAAUGUGUCGUAGAGAAAAUGAAAUCGAAACGUUGAAACGGAAAUUAUUGUUUAUGGAGAACGAACGGCAAACGACGACGUCCAAAGCGCGAGAGGCAGGCUGUUCUUCCACAUGCCCUUUGUCUUCCACCAGAACAGAGCAGGGGUCCAAGGGGUCUGAUAAGGGUGCUGGUGAAAGGACUUCAUUUGAGCAGACCGCCAGAGACAAAGUUUUCACACCUAAAGAUGACCAACUGGAUGAAAAUAGACCACAGCCACUUGCAGAAGUAGAGGGGCUCAAUGAACAGGACAGGUCUGGCCACAGAGAUCAGAAGGGUAGUGGACUAGAAUUAGUGGUGAAGACAGAGCAAGAGGAGGAGUAUGACGUUAUUUCACUACAUACAUCAGGAAGUGAACAUGGCACAGAGAGAUCAGAUCAUCAGGAAACUGAGUUUGCCAUGAAUGACCGAGAGAGUCAGCUGUGGGCGUCUGUAUCAGAGAGCAACUUUGACUCUGAGGGUCCAGAUUGCUCUUAUGGUACAGAACAAUAUACACAGGAUCUCAAUACAGACAUACAGCUUAUUCAAAGUGCUGUGCAGGGUCUGGAUAGCGAUCCAUCAUCAGAGAUGGGGUACAUUAACAGACUAAUGAAAGAAGAGAUGCGAGCACAGUCUGUUUGGAAUCACCGAAGUAGGACCCCUACAGAUUUGGUUCAGGCACAACCAGGUCAGCACAGAGAGCAAACUAUGCACCCAGAGAGAAGGGAGGAUGGAACAACUACCAGAGUGCUGUCAGACAAACAAACGCGAGCCAAUGAGGGUGGAGCAUAUUCCAACGUUUGGCUAAACAACGUAUUCUCGUUUGCCCCAAAUGGUUUCAACUCCGCAAAAGUAGCCCCACGGGGAACCCCAGCAGGAGAGAAGCGCUUUGUUUGCACCUACUGCGGAAAGAGCUUUGACUGGGUCAGCCACUUGGAGAUGCAUCAACGGAUUCAUACAGGAGAGAAACCGUACAACUGUGUGACAUGUGGGAGGAGUUUUGCUCAGCAGAGUAAUCUCCGCACACACCAGCGAGUACACAGGGGCCUCAGAACAACGCAAACAGUCUACUGAUGGUUAUAAUAAUAAUAUGCCAUUUAGCAGACGCUUUUAUCCAAAGCGACUUACAGUCAUGCGUGCAUAAAUUUUUG
Messenger RNA from Coregonus clupeaformis (lake whitefish), 1829 nucleotides. Its product is annotated as zinc finger protein 165-like. The coding region runs from base 526 to 1752 and encodes 408 amino acids. NCBI's taxonomy places the organism in Eukaryota, Metazoa, Chordata, Actinopteri, Salmoniformes, Salmonidae. The transcript is spliced from 2 exons. Gene Ontology annotation, cellular component: nucleus. The record is from RefSeq and is a predicted model, not a curated record.